Protopterus annectens (West African lungfish) is the source of this 2764-nucleotide messenger RNA. RefSeq names its product zinc finger protein OZF-like. Gene Ontology annotation, biological process: regulation of DNA-templated transcription. NCBI's taxonomy places the organism in Eukaryota, Metazoa, Chordata, Ceratodontiformes, Protopteridae. Gene Ontology annotation, molecular function: RNA polymerase II cis-regulatory region sequence-specific DNA binding; DNA-binding transcription factor activity, RNA polymerase II-specific. The record is from RefSeq and is a predicted model, not a curated record. The transcript has 4 exons. Bases 105 to 1583 code for a protein of 492 amino acids.
AAAAAAGUCAUGUGUGUUCUCCUCGAUAUGUCCCUUACAAACAGCUGUUCUUACACUUCUUAAAGCGUGUGUGUUCUGUGACUCGUGGCUGGACUUAGGAGACAAUGAAGCUGGAGGUACCAGAAAGCUUUGAAGAUGUCGCUGUUGAGUUUACAAGAGAGGAGUGGAAGAUGCUGAGUGAAGAGGAGAAAGAACUACACAAAGAGGUGAUGGUGCAGAACUUUGAACACAUGCUUUCUAUAGGCUGUAAUGUUCCACUAACUUACCUGUUGAAACUCUUUGAGAAAAAUGAGAAGAUUCCACCUGGUGAUAUGGAUGGUGAAGAGAAGGUGCUAGAAGCAGAGCUUCCUGAUGGCUCUGCUGGCAUCUGCAGGAAGGCAGAUUUUUGUGAGAGUCGGAGACAGCAGCAGCAGUCCUCUCUUGGAGAAUAUGUCAAGUCUGAAUUUGGUGUGACUGCAUCAGAUUUAUUUUCUAUUGGAUCACGUGAUGUAAGACAUACUGGCAGCAGAAGUAAGAAUUCUGUGGAAUACAUAAUGACGUUUAACAAGAAAACCAAAGUAGAACUGCACCUAGAAAGUGAGACAGGAGGACCACAUUACAAAAUACACAACUGCAUUAACAGUUCCUCUUUUCACAGAAACAUCUCAAAAAUAACUCGCAGUGGGAAAAGACAAAAAAAUAUGGUAAUGGAUGGACAGAUUUUCACCAGAGACCAGCCAUUUAGCCACUCUAGAAAGAAACCAUAUAAAUGCUCAUUAUGUGACAAGACAUUUACAAAAAACUCUCACCUGACAAGACACCAGUAUGUUCAUAGUGAGCAGAAACCUUAUAAAUGUGACAGGUGUGACAAGCAUUUUAAGUUCAAGUAUUACAUGGAAAGGCAUCAGUUAAUUCACGCUGGACACAAGCCAUAUAAAUGUGCCAGUUGUGGUAAGGGUUUUACAAGCAAGUAUCAGAUGGAAACACAUCAGUUUGUUCACACUGGACAGGAACCCUAUAAAUGUUCCAUCUGUGACAAAGGUUUUAGAGACAAAUAUCGCAUGGAAAGACAUCAAUUAGCCCACAGCGGACAUAAGCCAUUUAAAUGUGACAGCUGUGACAAAGCAUUUAGAGACAAGUGUCGCCUGGAAAACCAUCAGUUAGUUCACAUUGGACAGAAGCCCUAUAAAUGUGCCACCUGUAACAAGGGUUAUGCAAGUAAGUAUAACAUGGAAAAACACCAAUUAGCCCAUAGUGGACACAAACCUUAUAAAUGUGUCACUUGUGGCAAAGGUUUUACAGAUAAGUACUACAUGGAAAAACAUCAGUUAGUCCAUAAUGGAUAUAAAUGUGCAGUGUGUGGUAUAUAUUUUAAGCAGAGGUACCUUCUCAGAUACCACAAGAAAGUCCACGCUGAAGAGGAGCCUCAUAAGUGUGUAACAUGCGGGAAAAGUUAUACAAUGAAGAGCUCUCUCACAAGACAUCAACAAAUACAUACUGGCAACAAACUAUAUAAAUGUACAAAAUGUGGCAAGAGUUUUACAUGGAGGAGUAAUCUUGCAGCUCACGAGAAAAGACACAAAGGAGAAAAGAAGCACAUCUGACACGUGACAAGAGUUUCACUCAAGAGUCAUGUCACAGCCCAUGAGAAAACCCACACUGGAAAUAAAAAGUAUAAAUGUACGCUGUGUGGCAAGGGUUACAUAGGUAAGUAUAGCCUUAUAGCUCAUGAGAGAAAGCACAGUGGAGAGAAACCAUAUAAAUGUGCAGUUUGUGGCAGGAGUUUUAUACAGAAAAAUAACCUUAAGGCUCUUGAGAAAGUCCACUCUGGAAUUAAAGCUUUUAAGUGUGCCACAUGUGGUAAGAGUUUUGUGAAAAAGAGUAAUCUAACAGUCCAUGAAAAAAUCCACACUGGAAAUAAAUCUUACAAAUGUGCCACAUGUAGUAAAAGGUUUAUUCAGAAGAUAAACAUUAGAAUGCAUGAGAAAAUUCACUCUGGGCAUACUUAAAUAUGUUACCAGUACAGGUAACCCCAUUCAGCUACAGAAGGAGGCAAGUCUGAGCACGUUGCAGGUGCUGAGAAGUGCACUCAAAGACUAAAGAAAAAGUGAAUUCAUGACAUUUGUCAAAUUCCGAUUUAACAAUGGUUUCUGUUUGUGUUACUGUCCUAAAAUACCUAAACACUUGGAGAAGUCAAACAGGAUGUAUAAGAUGUAUCCCACAUGGAUAAGUGCUAGAACAACCACGGAUGGAUUGUGCACUGACAAACCAGUGGCUAAGUCAGGAGGGAGUUUAAACUAAAAGAUGAAAGGUUAGUGGCAUCUCAAGAUACUGUACUACAUAUGUGGUCAUUCACGUUAAUCAAAAACACAGGAAAUAAAAUCAAAUCUAGGCCUUGCAGCAUGAAACCAGAAACAGUUACCCAUGUCACUGUGGGGUGCAGUAAAGGGUGUGUGUAUAUACUGACAGACAUGACAAGGUUGUUACUCUGGAGACUAAACGUAAUACAGAGUAAGCUGAGAAGCAUUAAAAACAUGAUGCAAAAAGGAUUACUGAAAACACAGAGUCAUCCAGUGCCAACAAUUAAAAAGAUGAAACACAAAAACAGAUAUUGUAAGAGACCACCUCAAGGCCCGAUCCCUGUAUUCUUUCUCCUACAGGCUCUUGAUGGAUGAACUAUGCCUGGCAUGCAAAGCAUUGUCAGACCCCACUCUGAUGGACCUCCUGCAUAUCUGCAAAACAAACAGCUCCAGAGUUAUCCAUUCUAAAGACUUAAACCUUGCCU